This is a messenger RNA of Perca fluviatilis (European perch), 4623 nucleotides long. It is a transcript of the gene nectin1b, whose product is annotated as nectin cell adhesion molecule 1b. Gene Ontology annotation, biological process: protein localization to cell junction; homophilic cell-cell adhesion; heterophilic cell-cell adhesion. Gene Ontology annotation, cellular component: adherens junction. NCBI's taxonomy places the organism in Eukaryota, Metazoa, Chordata, Actinopteri, Perciformes, Percidae. The transcript is spliced from 6 exons. The record is from RefSeq and is a predicted model, not a curated record. The coding region runs from base 1194 to 2693 and encodes 499 amino acids.
CUGUACACUCUGUUAUGUCGUCUACCGCAUCCCCACCCUGUCUCUUCGACGGAUCUGUAUCGCAAUCCUCCUAAAAUGUGUUUUUCCUUUGCGCAAAAUUGCACAACCUCCUGCUCCAAACGAGUCAUUUUAAAGACGCUUGGCGUUCAAGAAAAAGUUUGAGAGUCACUUCCUAGGGGGCUAUACCACCAACCAGGCUGCUGCUGCUGGAGUUUUUCCAGGCGAUGCUUUUGCUUUUUGCAGGACACUGCAGGCUCCUCCCUUGCGCAACGUCACCCGAUCUCUCCCAAAUCCUGAGCGAUAGUCGGCAACACAGCACACUGUAUGUGGAGGCACUGGCAGAUCAGCGGGGCUGUGCGCAUAGCGGGAUAAAGCUACACUGUAUUACAUCAACAACAACAAAAAAAAACAGAACGAGGAAAAGGGGGGGUGGGCGCAUUCAUCCCACCAUUCCCAGAGUCCCAACAACUUCACCGGCCUGGUAGUGUGCUGAUCUCUCCGGCUGCACACAGGGAGAACCGGGGAACUUACGGAACUCAAAACAGGGACGGUGCCAGCAGAUCAUCUGUUAGGUGCCUUGUCCAUUAUUUUUUUUUUGCAUACGGAAGAAAAAAAAAAGGCGACAUUUCCCAGAAGGAAGUCUCCAAGUGUUGGAAACUUCCCAGCUUCGAGCAUCGAUCGAGGACCUCCCGCCCACUUUACCUCUGAUCCCUGAGCACUGUGCGGAGGGGGAGAGUCGUGCAGCCGCUGCGGACGCUGGAUGCAUGGAGCAACAAAGGCUACAUGCCUAAACUCCAAUAGCUGCUUUGAUAAGAACCAAACAGUCCUUCUCUCCUCGCCUGCUGUUUCCUAAAAGACUCCCAUCACACUAAACCGGUCAAAUCUGCAGCCGCUGGAUCUCAUUUUUCAUUUCGGCGGACACCGGGCCAGGUUUCUACUUAGAGCAAACUCUAGCCUGCCAGCCAAGAAAUCGUCGCAGACGUGAAAUUGGAUGCUUUGGCACGGAGACGCGCAACACCGAUCCUCUAGUUUUGCGAAAGUCUCCUACUGCUCAGUGAGGGAGAUCGACUAGUUUUGGACCAAAGUGGGAUUUGCACAAGUUGCAUGCUUGGUCUUUGUCGUCUCGAGUGAGCCUCCCCAGUUCAUCCACCCCUCAGGUUAUCAAACGAGAUCCGGCGGAUAGUUGAGGUGCCAUGGCGAUGUGUGUGGGGAUGUGGAUACUCCUGCUAGCGCUGCACGUCCAAGCUGGCAGCGGGCAGAUGGUAGAGAUGGACUCCACUAAGUCCGGCUUUGUGGGCUCACAAGUGGAACUGCGCUGCAUUUUCGUCAACAGUAACCCGCCGGUCAAGAUCUCUCAAGUCACCUGGCAGAAGGUCCUCAACGGUAGCAAACAGAACGUGGCCAUAGCCAACCCGGCCCUGGGCGUGUCCGUCCUGCCGCCCUUUAAGGAGCGAGUCACCUUCAAGCAGGCCGCGGUUCGCCAUCGCACGCCCUCACUGGAGGACACCACCAUCAUGUUCUCUGAGCUGCAGCUGUCUGACGAAGCGGCCUACAUCUGCGAGUAUACCACAUUUCCUGCGGGAAACCGGGAAAACACGGUCAACCUCACUGUAUUUGCUCGGCCUAUGACACGUAUGACUCUGACAACGCCCACGAUUGUGGCCAGGGCCAGCAAACGCAAGAUGACUGUCGCCACUUGCGUGUCAGCCAACGGGAAGCCGCCGAGCGUGAUCAAAUGGGACACCAGGUUGAAGGGCGAAGCCACAUUCCAGGAGACUCGCAACCAAAACGGGACGGUGACGGUACGGAGCAACUACGUGGUGGUGCCGAGCCGCGAGACCCACAAACAGAAGCUGACGUGUAUUGUGACGUACCGAGGCGAAAGGAUCACAGACAGCGUGGUGCUCAACGUGCAGUACGAACCCGAGGUGAAGAUCGAGGACUUUGAUGGAAACUGGUUCCUGAACCGUCAGAAUGUUCAGCUGACCUGCAGGGCUGACGCCAACCCCCCUGUCACCAUCUACCAGUGGAAACUCUUGAACGGCUCCCUGCCCAGUAAUGUGGAGAUCAAGAACAACACCCUAUUCUUCAAGGGACCGGUGACCUACGACCUGGCCGGCACGUACGUCUGUGACGCCACCAACAGCAUCGGGACUCGCACUGGCAUCGUGGACGUCAACAUCACAGAAUUCCCUAACAACAACAUGCCACGCGGGGGCGAGAUCACGCAGGAGCCGCACAAUGCAGGCGCCGCCAUCGGGGGCGCCGUGGGGGGAGUGGCCCUGUUGGGCGUGGCGGCCAUACUGCUCUUCGUAUUCCUGCGCCGCCGCCAGCGCACCUUCAAAGGAGACUACAGCACAAAGAAACACGUGUUCGGUAACGGGUACAGCAAGGCCGGCGGCCUGCCUGCCCAUCCCCCCAUCCCCAAGAACCUCCAGUACCCAGACGACUCGGACGACGAGAAGAAACCCGCCCAGAUCGGUGGGCCCGGGGGGUUUGAGGCGAGUGAGCGCGAUUUUGACGGCGAGCAGGAGGACCUGAAGAGGCCCUAUUUCACCGUGGACGAAGGAGAGAGCCGAGAUUAUGACGAGCGGACUCUGGCCUUCCAGUAUGACCCUGAACCUGAGAUAGCCGACGAUAUGGUCUCUCAAACCGAUGGCUCUGUCAUUUCUAAGAAAGAGUGGUAUGUGUAGUGGCAUGCAACCGCCAAGCCAAACCCUUUGUCCCCACCAACCUGCAUUCCACUGCACCCUUCACCUCCAUCACGACCCCGCCCUCCCAUUCAUCACACUGCAACCCUUUCACAGUCCCACUCCCUCUUUUGGUCCACCUAGUACCCCCCCUUCCCCCUGACCCCCACCCCCAUCAAACCCCAUCCAACUAAUCUUAAUUAGAAGAGCAAGCGUCUAUUUAACGUGCUAGCGACAUCAACUUCUCAGCAUUGGUAUCAGUUCCAUCAGGUAAAUAGGCAAAGAAUACAAACUAAGGUAUGUAAAUGGACUCGGUGUCCAGGGAGGUGAUUGGUUACUUCAUACUGGUGUAAUAUUCUUUUUGUGUGUUUUCUUUUUCCAUGUUCUAAAUGUAUUAAAUGUAUAAAAAGAGACUGCAGGUUGAGGUUUGCUUUUGCUGAGCACAUUUGUGAAAGUCCUACACUGGAUGUGCGAUUAUUAUUUUUUUUAUAACCAUUGCCUUUUUUUUAUUGUUAUUUUUUAUAAUGUCUUUUUGUAUGAUUUUUUUUAAAGUGACCAGAGAAUUGAGAUUUAACUGUUUGACAUAAUUACAGGUGGAGUGCUACGUGUUUGUAAUGUUGUGGUCAAAUGUUUCAGAGAAAAAAAAAAAAAAAAAACAGCCACCGCCGCCACCAAACAGCACCUGUAUCAUUUCUCCUGUUUGUCACUGGGGUUAGCGUCUAUGAAAUGACUCAUUUUUGUAUAUUUGCAGCAUUCAAAGCAGAUGUGUUAUUGCUGUGUUCCAAAGACAUGCUAAGUAAUAAUUGACACCCCCCACCACCCCCUGUGUUAAUAGGCUUGGGUUGUUUCUUCACUGAGAGGGAGUCAGUCUACUGAGCCAUGUGGCAGAUGAAUAUUGAGUGUUUUUUCCCUAAAUUUCAAUUGAUUUGAUUUGAAUUGAUUUUCCAAAUCAGUGAAUCGGAAUAGAGAAAGCCUGCAACAAUUUCUACUUUUUCAGUGGUGCAUCCCAAUCACGUCCAAAACAGGUUUGAUGUGUCUCAGCGUCCACAGAAACCUUCAACAAUGCUCUGAAAUGUCACGAUUGUCACUCGACUUGAACAGGUUUGACCUGUGCACGCAAGCUCUCGAUCCUACCACUAUAAUGAAACGUGUAAAAUGAUUUAUCAUAACUAUGAUUUGUUCUAACCAUUCUUUUAUCAAAUGGAUGUGAGAGAAAAGUGUCUGGGAAGUUUCCCAACAAUGACUCUGUCUCUUAUUAUUAUUAUUAUUAUUAUGUGACUGUGUGCUGAAGAAUUGGCUUAAGCCCCCCCCCCCCCCAGCUUACACCAACAGCUGUUUUUCUAUAAAGAGUCGUCGUCCAUGGACACAAAGGACACGGAUGGGAGGAAAAUGUCAACAGAUGCUUUUGUUUGCGUCUGCAGAGAGAACAUUUGAACAUGUAAAGGGAAUCGAAAAUAUGACGGUGGCCAUGCUGGAUUAUAAUAAGUCACCUGCUGCUUUCAUGAUGAUUUUGUUUUUUUUUCAUCUUUUUUUUUUUCUUUCUAAAAUGAAUUUCAGUAGGUGUUUGGGGGAUAAAAGGAAUGAAUGGCUGUCCUUAUCUUAAUGUUGGCAUCUGAAUUUGUCAAUAGGGCUGUCAGAAGGCAUUAUACGUAUAUAUAUAUAUAUAUAUGUAUAUAUAUAUAUAUAUAUAUAUAUAUAUAUAUAUAUAUAUAUCACUGUUAACGAGUGCCAGUGGAUGCUAGCAUAGCACAUGACUUGUUUCUCUCCUCCACAUUGAGGUCCAUGACACAAUUAGCAAAAUGUAUUUGCUUCAACAACAAAAAAUAAGUUCAAUGUGAAAUAUCAGAUAAAACAGAAACAAAGGAGUAAAACCGUGGAUAUAAACGACACACCUGGCUGGCUCUGAACAAUAUAAAUACUAUAUUAAGCCUUA